Molecule: messenger RNA, 720 nt
Organism: Neltuma alba
Lineage: Eukaryota; Viridiplantae; Streptophyta; Magnoliopsida; Fabales; Fabaceae
Exons: 1
Coding region: 1-720 (239 amino acids)
Source: RefSeq, a predicted model, not a curated record
AUGACAUCAGAUUUUCACAAGUUAGCAGCAGUCGAAUGGUUCUUCAUUCUUGCCCUCUCCUUCGCCUCCUUAUUCUCAUCAGCCAUUACUGUUUUGGCAUCAUCAGUAACUUAUGCAGAAGGAAAAACAUCUUUCAGAGAUUUGCUCGCUAGAUUAUUCAAAACAUGCAAAAGGCCAAUAGUCACUUGGUUCUUCAUAUCUCUCUUUAAUCUUGGUUAUGUUUUCCUAGUAUUCUCUAUGAUUUUUCCUUUCACUGUGAAUUUUUCUGUCCCAUUAUUUCGCCCAACAACCUUUGUUUAUGUCAUGUUGAUUCCGAUGUCAGCUUUCCAUACGUACCUCGCUGUUGUUUGGAGAAUGUCUGUUGUGAUUUCAGUGCUUGAAGAGAAAAGUGGACUUGAGGCACUUGGGAAAGCUUGGCAGAUUUUGAAGGGAUUCAAGGUACAAGGGUUUCUGCUAAAUCUUAUGUAUGACGUACCUGUGUUGAUUGGGUAUAUCUGGUGGUACAAGGAGAGCCCAAAGAAAGGAACUUACUAUACGCUGGUUACGGGACUGAUUCUGUUAAACGUUGCUUGUGUGAUCAAGAUGUUGAUUGUGGUGGCGUUCACAGUGUUAUACCAUAUGUGCAAGCAGAGCCAUGGAGAAGAGGUUGAGUUGCAAGGAAGCUUGAAAUACACUAAGGUGUCCGAUGAUGAACCAACCGUUGGAUCAGAAAUUCCAUAA